AUGCCUAGAUCAAAGAGAUCCAAGUUGACGACAUUGUCAAAAACACCCGUACGAUCGACCAAGGCUUCCAAACAAGCGCUCGUCAAUGAAAUCCGAGCAACUAUCGACAAGUAUGACCAUCUCUGGGUGUUCAGCGUUGGAGAUAUGAGAAACGACGGAUUGAAAGAAGUUCGAGCACAGUGGAGAGGAACAGGAAGAUUCUUCUUUGGUAAAGGAAAAGUAAUGGCAAAAGCUUUGGGAGAAACUGCAGAGACUGAAUAUCAAGAAGGUUUAAGUAAUAUCGCAAAGCGAUUACAUGGACAAAUUGGUAUCUUCCUCACUUCUCAUGACGUCAAUGAGACUGUAGACUGGUUCGAAUCAUGGUCAAAGAAAGAAUACGCAAGGAUGGGUGCAAGAGCAACGCAAGAUAUCACUUUACCAGAAGGUCCAAUCCUCACACCGUAUAAUGAAUCAGGUUCAGGUGAUCCGUUCCCUCAUUCCAUGGAACCUCAAUUACGAGCUUUAGGUUUGAGCACGAGUUUAGUAAGAGGUGUACCAUCGUUGAAUAAUCCUCAUUUACUCUGUCGAAAAGGUGAAAAGUUGUCAAGUGAGAAGUGUAGAAUCUUAAAAUUACUCGCGGUUCAAAUGGCCGAAUUCCGUAUACAUCUUGGUUCCAGAUGGUCAAAAGAGGCAGGCUUCGUACCUGGCAAAGAAUUUGACAAAGUUGAUAGCGAUGGAGAAAAAGAGGAAGGUAUGGACGAAGAUUAG
Messenger RNA from Kwoniella shivajii, 747 nucleotides. RefSeq lists its product as uncharacterized. The transcript is spliced from 4 exons. Gene Ontology annotation, biological process: ribosomal large subunit assembly; ribosomal large subunit biogenesis; nuclear-transcribed mRNA catabolic process. Bases 1 to 747 code for a protein of 248 amino acids. NCBI's taxonomy places the organism in Eukaryota, Fungi, Basidiomycota, Tremellomycetes, Tremellales, Cryptococcaceae. The record is from RefSeq and is a predicted model, not a curated record. Gene Ontology annotation, cellular component: preribosome, large subunit precursor; nucleolus. Gene Ontology annotation, molecular function: RNA binding.